UUCACAUGGAAGCAUCCUUCCCCCUCUGGAUGCUACUCCACUGAUCCCCAGGAUCCUUAUCUCCUCCUGACACGAGAAAUCAGUGAUUUUCUCUUAUUUCAACACAUGUACAGUUGGAAGGUGUGUGGCUCUGAAGCAGCACCUGCCUCACAGUGUUUCAGUCUGUUUCCAUGAAUUCUGUAGUCUGACUGUUGUUUUGAUGCAGGUAGCCUCGUGGUGAAGGUCUGACGGCGCUUUCAGACUAUUACGCACACACGCCACCCCACCGCCUGCUGUUGAGUUUUUUUGCCCCCCGGCGCGUUUUAAAGGCGCUGCGGGUGAUAAAAGCUCAGGCGCACUUAUCGCUGAGCGGUGGCCGCGCAAACAGAAAGGAACGCACCUCUCUCCGGAGCGCACGGCGGAGGGGCGGAUCUAACAGGACACCGGCAUUUGCUGCCCGAGUCCUCAUUCAUUCGCCAAGUCUCGGACUGGAGAGCUUACAAAUUUCUUGCUUUGAGGUGCCACAUGCGCGCAAGUCGCGGAACGAGAUUCCUCCGUGCGCCUCCGCUUCUCCAGAUGAGUUGACCGAGUGAGAAAAGCACCGAGACCGGAUGGUUCCGUCCCGCGGUGCAAACUUCCGACAGAUCCAAACAGCCCGGCAUGAUCAUUUCCAACGUGAGCCUGAGCUGUGCGCACUGUCCCGGGGGAGCAGCCGGCGGCACCGCGGCGACGGACGCGUACGAGGAGGUUUCCGGUUCUCUCCCGCCUCCGGUUCUCUCCCUGAGCCCGACGGGGCACCUGGUGGUGGCGGUGUGCCUCGGCUUCAUCGGUGCCAUCGGGUUCCUCAGUAACUUCCUGGUGAUCACGCUGUUCUGCCGGUACCGGGCUCUGCGCACGCCCAUGAACCUCCUUCUGGUGAGCAUCUCGGCCAGCGACCUGCUGGUCAGCGUGCUGGGCACCCCGUUCAGCUUCGCGGCCAGCACCCAGGGGCGCUGGCUGAUCGGACGCGCUGGGUGCGUGUGGUAUGGCUUCGUUAACGCGUGUUUGGGUAUCGUCUCCCUGAUUUCUCUGGCUGUUCUGUCCUACGAGCGUUACUCCACCAUGAUGACUCCCACUGUGGCCAACGGCGGAGAUUACGGCUCGGCGCUGGGAGGCAUCUGCUUCUCCUGGCUCUACUCCGUGGCCUGGACUGUGCCUCCGCUGCUGGGCUGGAGCAGAUACGGGCCCGAGGGUCCCGGCACCACCUGCUCAGUCGACUGGAAGACCCAGACGGCGAACAAUGUCUCCUACAUCGUCUGUCUGUUCACCUUCUGCCUGGUGCUGCCGUUCGGCGUCAUCCUGUACUCCUACGGCAAGCUGCUGCACGCCAUCAGACAGGUUCGCAGCGUGAGCUCGGUGGUGAGCCGUCGCAGAGAGCACCGGGUGCUGGUGAUGGUCGUCACCAUGGUGCUGUGCUACCUGGUCUGCUGGUUGCCGUACGGCGUGGCGGCUUUGCUCUCCACCUUCGGCCCUCGCGACCUUUUGACCCCGGAGGCGAGCAUCACGCCGUCGCUGCUGGCCAAGUUCUCCACCGUCAUCAACCCUUUUAUCUAUAUAUUCAUGAACAAGCAGUUUUACAGGUGUUUCAUGGCGUUCUUCAGCUGCUCCACCCCCGAACAAGUCUCCAGCUUAAAGACAUUUUCUCGGGUGACCAAGACCCUCCGCACCGUCCGCCAGGAGAAGGAGCGCCACGUUUCGGCCCCGGCUCCAUCCUCCGUCGUGCCCACGCCCAACUCCGCCCACGAGUCCUCACAUGGAACCAACCACGUGGUCCCAUCGGUGACGAACCGAGACAGCGGCGCCUCCCAAGCUCCCGCCGCUGUCAGCCCCAAACCCAAACUGAUUCUUGUGGCUCACUACAGGGAAUAAAGAGAAACAACGGGAGCCGGGAAGAGAAGGAGCUGGGGCGCAGGUCUACAAUUAAGAAACAAAUCCUCUUAAUAGCAGAAAAGAGCGCACGCAAAGUGAGCUCAGCGGGAGUCUUAAAUACAAGCUGGGACGUUGUAAUCCCAGAGCAGGUUAUCGUUGCUGCGCGAGAUCGACAAACAGGAACACACACACACAAAAAAAUGUCUCAUCCUGCUUACCGGAGGCUCUGUGUACAAAGCAGAAGGAAGAUAUGAAGAUUAGGGCUACACCUUGUGCUUUGUUUUGAGGUCCCACCCUUUGUCUGCCAUUAGGAUCUACCCGCCAUAACUCAACUGUCGUGCGCAGGAGCACAAACGUUGCAUUCAAAGCUCACUUACCUCGACAGUUUUGCAAAAAGGGCCUGGAGGGAUUCAUCCCAGAUUCACUCCCAGCAAACCUGCAUCCGUUUGUUUCUUUCACACAGCAGCAGGGCGGUUAAUUUUGAGUUGAUUUUGUGGAUCAGAUCAGAACUGUCGGGUCAGAGCCAGGCCCACGCAGUGCCAGUGUGGAGAGGCUGAUUAUGAAACAAUCGGGAUGCCUGUUCUUUUGGAAAAAAAAUCCAAAAAAAACAACUGAUGCAUACUUUCACCAAGUGAUUACUCAUGCUGGAAGGUACGCUCUGCUCGCAAAAACAUGUUUGUGGGGACGAAAAGUACAUUUCAAGAGGAUGCAAUGGUAACUCUUUAACCUCCUAUUUAUUAUUUAGCAGUUAUUAGCAGUAUGUAAACAUUUACUAAAUCUCACUGUAGUGUGUUUGGAAGCAGACGUUGCAAGUGUUUGUUGGUGUGCAUCAUUUUCAGCAGCUAUAAUUUCCAUAAAAGCGUUUAAUAAAUGUUUCUGUACUGCUUAAGAAAUGCUAAUUUGGAGACGCGGGGCUGAUGCGUUUGGAUCCGAAAUGAAGUGCUUUCGGAAUUAAACCCUUUACUUCAGAUGUGUAUAUUUUUGGAGGAUUUUGUUAAUGAAUGUGCAGCGUGCCACAUCUCCGGGGGAAUGUGUUCGCUACGAGCCAAGAAUUAGCAUGUCUAUUUGGUUGCUAUUAGCUUGUUGGCAGCAUACAUGGAAAUAAGCACGAUUGCACUUUACCGAUUUCCGAAGAACCGCGGAGAGGAAGACACGAAAUCGCGUUCACUCUGCCCCAUUUAAUUCAAUUACAAAAACAAAUAUAUAUAUUUAAAAAAAACAAAUAAAUCCUCAUAAAUAGGUCAAGCUUUUUUGCUUGUGUUGAUGUGUCUUUGUUAGAUAACUAAAUGACGUUCUUUCUUCAUCGGAGGAGUAAUUCAGGAACAUUCCGGAAAAGCACAGUGUUCUUUGUUGGCGAUUUCAGAAACUAUUUGGUGUUUUUUUUUGUAAAUGGGUCGUAUUUUGUCAGCUUAAGUGUAUAGCGACUGUUGCAGGAUUAUUCUCUUUUUUUCCCUUCACAAACAAUAAUUUGGUCAAAAAAGCGGGCGAGUAUUUUUCACGAGCCCAUUUCCAUGCCUGAUAUUUUGGUUUUUAAAGAUUUCUUGAGCAACUCCAUGCCUUUAUUUACACUCUGCCCCCCCCCCCCCCCCCCCCCCCCCCCCCCCCCGUCACGAGCGCUGGGACUGUUAUGAAAGCCAUUAAAGAAAGGGACAUUUCACCCUGUUCUGUGGGACAUGUAAAGAGAUUUCACAGUCUUUGCAUUGUCUAGAUGUUCCUGAAGCUGCCGUUUCUCUUUGUUUGGUGGAAAUGUGGUUUUGUGUUGUCUGCUAAUGUACUUUUUCCUUUACUUAUGUAACAUAAAAUGAAAUCGUGUCACAAACGGA
This is a messenger RNA of Acanthochromis polyacanthus (spiny chromis), 3710 nucleotides long. It is a transcript of the gene tmtopsb, whose product is annotated as teleost multiple tissue opsin b. The transcript has 4 exons. Gene Ontology annotation, cellular component: membrane; photoreceptor outer segment. Lineage: Eukaryota; Metazoa; Chordata; Actinopteri; Pomacentridae. The record is from RefSeq and is a predicted model, not a curated record. The coding region runs from base 640 to 1887 and encodes 415 amino acids. Gene Ontology annotation, biological process: visual perception; G protein-coupled receptor signaling pathway. Gene Ontology annotation, molecular function: G protein-coupled receptor activity.